GGGCCGCGCUGUUACACAAUAGCAGAAGCGUUUCCGGUGCCAAACUGAUCAAACGCUCUAAAGUAAAUUGAUAACAAGCUCAAACUGAGCCUCGCGGAUCACGCGUGUUUCUCAGAGCGUGUACAUCGGGGUGUCCGGAAACACGAGCCGCGUGGCUCUGUUGUUGUUGUGUGUAAAUUGCGCACUCACGCAGGUGAUUGUUACGUGACGCUGCGCGCGUCUCUGAUACCUGCUGAGUCCCGAGAACUCUGCACGCGCUCUGCUGUCACGAAAGGGGCGGGAGGCUCUAGACAAGGUGCUCCGCGUGGAGACUCCGCGGACUCCUGACCGGCCUGGAACCACAGCACACGGGCUGUCGGGUAGUGCGCACCCCCUCAGAUCCACGCCCGCGGAGAGUCGCCCUUCCCGGGCCAGCCCACGGAGAACGGAAUGGAGGACGAGGAGGAGGAAGAGGGAGAUCUGGAUGACGCGUCUCGGCUAGAGAGAUGUUUAAAAGACGGAAGGAGAGCCAGGUCCCUGCCAUCCUUCCGAGUCUCCGGUGGAGAGGACAGGAAGCGGGUGAAGUUCGCCGACGCCAUGGGGCUGAGACUGGCCAAAGUCAAGCACUUCAGCUCCCUGGAGGAGCCGCAGAUCCCCAGCAAAGUUCUGUCCCGGCACAGGAGCUUCCCAUCAGAGCAGCAGGACCUCCCGAGCGACCUGCGCCACAGCCUGGACACGGACCGGCUGGUCGCCUGCUUCCCGGAGCUGCGGGAGACGGAGCGCAGAGUCCGGGGGCUGCGGGUCUGCCUGGAGAAGCUCACCACAACCCAGGUUGACGUGCGCGGCCAGAUCCGGGUCUUGAACAGCUGCACCAGCGUGGAGGUCGGAGUGAGGUACACCUUCAACGAGUGGCUGUCUCACGUGGACGCGCAGGCUGUGCCCGUGGCGUCGGAUGAGCCGGGCUUCGUGGGGGAGCGCUUCGCCUUCACCCUCAACACGCCGCCCUUCAUGGACCCCAGCUCGGCCGUGCACUUCGCCGUUUACCUGAAGAGCGCGGAGGGGGAGUUCUGGGACAACAACGAGGGGCAGAACUACACCCUCAGGUACCGCUGCAUGCCCGGCGACACGCCCUUUGGCAGCGCCGCUUUCCACGAGUAAACCCCCUCUCCAUCCGUGCGUAAACCCCCUCCAUUUAUGCGUAAAACCUCUCCAUCCUCGCUAAAGCUGAAAGAAAAGUUUCAGUGUGCACCUGCUGCUUUGCCACAGUUUUUCCUGUUCAUUCGCUUUGACGCUGCAGUCUCAUCACAGACCUGUGAAAGCUAACAUCAGUGUGUUCCAGAGGCGAGGACGCUUCAGAUGUCGCUUUAGUUUAGUUUGUUUGCAUGUUUUUCUUUUUUAGAUCAGUAAUGUGGACAGAGAUGAGGCAUGAAUGUUGUCACAGGAUUCCAGCUUCUGCUAACAUCAUUGCACACAGAUGCUGAGCCCAACAGGAUGAACGGUUUAGAGAUUCUGAAAUGUGAUUGUUGACAGUAAACUGAGCACAGUGUGGUUUGGCUUCAUGCUGCUGAAAUAAACCUUCCCUGA
This is a messenger RNA of Archocentrus centrarchus (flier cichlid), 1563 nucleotides long. RefSeq names its product protein phosphatase 1 regulatory subunit 3G-like. Gene Ontology annotation, biological process: regulation of glycogen biosynthetic process. Bases 430 to 1137 code for a protein of 235 amino acids. NCBI's taxonomy places the organism in Eukaryota, Metazoa, Chordata, Actinopteri, Cichliformes, Cichlidae. The record is from RefSeq and is a predicted model, not a curated record. Gene Ontology annotation, molecular function: protein phosphatase 1 binding; glycogen binding. Gene Ontology annotation, cellular component: protein phosphatase type 1 complex. The transcript has a single exon.